Molecule: messenger RNA, 2009 nt
Organism: Nilaparvata lugens (brown planthopper)
Lineage: Eukaryota; Metazoa; Arthropoda; Insecta; Hemiptera; Delphacidae
Product: cholecystokinin receptor type A-like
Exons: 10
Coding region: 179-1765 (528 amino acids)
Biological process (GO): neuropeptide signaling pathway
Cellular component (GO): membrane
Molecular function (GO): neuropeptide receptor activity
Source: RefSeq, a predicted model, not a curated record
CGAACGCAUAUGCAACCGGUCAAACAGCAUCCUUUCGAAAUUUCGGAUUACGCGAUUGUUAUAAUCAACAGGUAAAAUAAAUAUUCCCUACACAGUGACCAAUCCUUGGCCUGGACGUUCCUGAGACGACAGUGAUUUUUGGAUAUUAACCGAUGUGAAAAGUGAUGAAGCAGCUGUGAUGAGUGCGACGUCUGAAUUGUGGAACUUAACUGGAUACAAAAACGUUACUCUCAACACUACCGUAUCUCCAACAAGCAUCAGUAAUUUCGCUAAAGAUCAAGGUGGACCAGGGACAGUGAUAAUAAUAAUCUAUGUGUCAAUAUUCUUCCUGGCUGUUUCUGGAAAUACGCUUGUUCUAGUUACUCUUGCUCAAAAUAAGAGAAUGAGAACCGUGACCAAUGUGUAUCUCCUGAACUUGGCCGUGUCCGAUCUCCUCCUUGGAGUAUUCUGUGUACCUUUUACUCUUGUUGGACAAGUGCUGCGAAAUUUCAUAUUUGGUGCACUAAUGUGCAAAUUGAUUCCUUAUUUUCAAGCUGUCUCAGUAUCGGUGGGCGUUUGGACUUUGGUGGCGAUAUCGUUGGAGAGGUACUUUGCAAUCUGCAGACCACUGCAGUCUCGCCGCUGGCAGACGCAGUUCCAUGCCUACAAAAUGAUUGCCUGCGUCUGGUUGGCCAGUCUCUCUUGUAAUAUUCCCAUAUUGUUCGUGUCCAGAUUAAAAGCAAUGAGAGAUGGAGGGAAACAUAAGUGUAGAGAGACAUGGCCGACACAGUUGAGUGAAAAAGUGUUCAAUUUGUUCCUUGAUGCCAUAUUGCUACUCAUCCCGCUCAUUAUCAUGAGUCUGGCCUACUCUUUGAUAGUAUCGAAGCUUUGGAAAGGAUUACAGAGAGAAAUUAAGCACAACUCAUCCUGUCGUCGAAGACUUGAUGCCGGAUCGAGUGGAGCAGUAUGUGGUGGAGGAGGAGGAGGAGGGGAUUCAGCAUUGGCCAAUGAAUCAGCGUCGCUGACGAACAACAUUCUAUCAGCAGGAAAGCUGCGUCAGCAUCGAUCACUGCAACACUUCUCCAGAGCCACAGCUAAAUACACGUCAACUUCCACUGACAAGAAAAAAGAUACAGUCAAACUGUGCUUUUUCAAGUUGCGAUUGCGCGGAAUUGCGAAUGCAAAGCAGUCACCGCACUUGGCAAUGCCACUGGUGGAUAGCAACCACGUGGCUAACGAUGCAGGUGGAGAAGUGUGCGACCACUAUUCGGAGGCCUCUGCCGACAAGGAGUCCACCUACACGUUCAGUCGUCAUGCCAUACGAUCCAACUACAUGGAUAAGAGCAUCGAGGCUAAGAAAAAGGUUAUACGUAUGCUGUUCGUGGUAGUGGGGGAGUUUUUCAUAUGCUGGACACCAAUACAUAUCUUGAACACCGUCUACCUGUUCAAUCCAGACUUUUUCCGAACCUACCUGGGAAAUUAUCUGUACCUGGUACAGAUUCUAGCUUAUGUUAGCUCCUGCUGCAACCCAAUAACAUACUGCUUCAUGAAUCGCAAAUUCCGACAAGCAUUUCUUAGCAUAUUCAAGUGCUAUCAAUGUGCAAGAAUAUGUUGCUUUUGCUCGGGAGCUGCUGUUGACGGACCUUUGGGAGCAUGCAGCCAGUUGGAAGAGCCGGGACCAUCUGGCCAGAACAACUCUGAACUCUCAGCAAACGAUUCAACUCUCUAUGUGGGGAGAGGAUGUCGAUCAGAAGUGGUGGUACUGGACGGGGAAGAGCGUGUUUAGCAAUGGCUGCCCCGGGCACGACGAGCCCACUUUCCUAUACAGAGUCGUCUGGAAAGAGCAUCGAUCAAAUUUAAACGACCCCGCAAAGUUCUGCUGAGAACAACCUCUUUCUAAUCUGUGAUAAAAUAGUUACUUUGCAAUGUAAUAGUGCCAAUGGCCAAGAACAAUAGCCUCCACAAAUAUAAGUUUAAGUUGCGUAAAUGGCUCAAAGUAUAUAAGGGAUCACGUUUCUGCCAAUAAUAAG